This is a messenger RNA of Catharus ustulatus (Swainson's thrush), 3062 nucleotides long. RefSeq names its product endo-beta-N-acetylglucosaminidase (gene ENGASE). Bases 1 to 2181 code for a protein of 726 amino acids. The record is from RefSeq and is a predicted model, not a curated record. The transcript has 14 exons. Gene Ontology annotation, biological process: protein deglycosylation. Gene Ontology annotation, cellular component: cytoplasm. NCBI's taxonomy places the organism in Eukaryota, Metazoa, Chordata, Aves, Passeriformes, Turdidae. Gene Ontology annotation, molecular function: mannosyl-glycoprotein endo-beta-N-acetylglucosaminidase activity.
AUGGCGGAGGCGGCGGAGGCGGCGGAGGGGCCCGGGCGGCGCGGGAAGAGAACGGGCACCGAGCCGGGCCCCGGGGAGCCGGCCGAGGCCGAGCGGGCCGCGCGGCGCCGGCGGAGCUUCCAGCCGGCGGCGGACAUGCAGGGAACCACUGUCCUGCACGACACCAUCAGCGGCCGCCCGCAGCCCCUGCCAGCACGGUACUUCGACACCAAGACCACGGAGCCCAUCAGCUUCUUCUUGACCGGCCUGGAGGAGCUGCUGGCCUGGCAGCCCAACAGCAACGAUGAGUUCAAUGUGUCGGCCGUGCCUCUGGCCAAGCGGCAGCCCCCGCUGCACAGCAGGCGGCCCCGGACGCUGGUGUGCCACGACAUGCAAGGCGGCUACUUGGAGGACAGGUUCAUCCAGGGAUCCGCCACACGCAAUCCCUAUGUCUUCUACCACUGGCGCUACAUCGACAUCUUCGUCUACUUCAGCCACCACACUGUGACCAUCCCGCCCGUGGUCUGGACCAAUGCAGCGCACCGGAACAGCGUCCCUGUGCUGGGCACGUUCAUCACGGAGUGGACGGACGGGGAGAAGCUGUGUGAGGCGUUCCUGGCCGGUGAUGAGGAGGCGUUCAUUGCGGUGGCCGAGCAGCUGGCCCGCAUUGCCCAGCACUUCCGCUUCGACGGCUGGCUGGUCAACAUCGAGAACAAGCUGAGCGCGGCGGCCGUGGGCAACCUGCCCCUGUUCCUGCGGGAGCUGACGGCGCGGGUGCACAGCGCCGUGCCAGGAGGACUGGUGAUCUGGUACGACAGUGUCCUGAAGGAUGGCACGCUGAGGUGGCAGAACGAGCUGAACGAUCAGAAUAGGAUUUUCUUUGAUGCCUGUGACGGGCUGUUCACCAACUACAACUGGAAGGAGGAGCAGCUGGAGCGCACACAGAGGCUGGCUGGUUCACGCCUCAACGACGUCUAUGUUGGUGUUGAUGUCUUUGCCCGUGGGGAUGUGAUUGGUGGUGGCUUCGACACUGACAAGUCGCUGCGCAUGAUCCGGCAGUACGGGCUCUCCACAGCCAUCUUCGCUCCUGGCUGGGUCUACGAGCACCUGGGGAAGGAAAACUUCCUGCAGAACGAGAACAGGUUCUGGGGCUCGCUGGCUGAGUACCUGCCCACGCACAGCAUUUGCACGCUGCCCCUCACCACCUCCUUCUGCCUGGGCAUGGGCACCAGCACAUUCCUGGAUGGGAAGGAUGAAGAGUCUGGGCCCUGGUACAACCUGAGUGCGCAGGACAUCCAGCCACUGUACCCGGAGCAGCAGGGCAUGCUGAGUGCCAGCUGCUGCCUGCAGGACGCCUGGUGUGGGGGCAGCUCCCUGCAGCUGCAGGGCACCAUUCCCCCCGGCGAGGAGCGCGUGGCCGUCCGCCUCUUCUCUUUGCAGAUGCCAGCCCCUCCCAAGCUCUUCCUGACCCUGCUCUACAAGAUGGAGGGGCCACAGCCCGAUGACUUUACAGUGGCACUGGAGGUCACCACCUGGGACUCAGGGAACUGCUUUGAGGGCAACCCCACCUCCCUGCCCGAGCCCAAUGGCCGGUACCACCCCCGGUUCCUCCCGGCACCGCCCCCCGGCCUGGCCAGGCUGCUCACCGCCUGCCACCGUGGCUCCCACGGCUGGACCAGCCGGUGCUACGAGCUGGAGCUGCAGGACUGCAGCCUACGAGACAUCUCCCUGAUUGUGUCCCGCCAGCAGCCCAGCCCACAGGCGACAUCCUUCACCUGCCUGCUCGGGGAGGUCCGGGUGCUGGACACGGCCAGCGUGGCAGCCUCCCCUCCGCAGGUGCACAGCGUGGCAGCCUCGCAGCUCUGGUGGCAGGAGGGCCCCGAGCCCGGGCAGCUCUCGCUCAGCCUCACCCUGCGCUGGUCCUUCCCUCCCGGCCGUGCCAGAUGGUUCCGUGUGCUGAGCCAGGGCGCCCGGUGCCGCCUGGGCCAGACGGCGCCGCAGGUGCUGGGGCUGGCCCAGGGCUGCCUGUUCCGAGCCGUGGGGCUGCUGGUGCCGCAGCCAGCACCAGGGCAGUCCUGCCGGCUGGAGCUGCUGGUGGAGCCUGUGCUGCAGGACGAGCUGCCCGUGGACCCCGAGCGCUGGGGCCGCCUCGUGCUGGUCUACUCUGCACCAGGCGGUGGCCCUGGCUCAGAUGGGCAUUAAAGCAAGAGCAGCCUGUGCCAUGUCUGCUCCAUGUGGCGGGUGGGCUGUGGGCGGGGGACACCGAGGGAGGCUGCAUUUCAUCACCCUGGGCUGGUGAUGGGCUGCAUUUCAUCACCCUAGGCAGGUGGUGGGCUGCAUUUCAUCACCCUUUUCUCCCACCCCUGUGGUUGUGCUCAGCCUUCACCAUGGGGGCCCACUGGGUGCUGACCAGGACCCUGCAAGUGGCUGGCAGGGAUUCCCAACGUGUGUGACCAGAGACUGGGGCACCUGCUCUGAGAAGCCCACCAGCUCCUACAGCCCUCGCUGCCUCAAGCUGUCUGCCCACGGGCUGGGGGUACUUGCCCUAAGCCCCCAGGAUGCACAGCCCCCUCAGGGCUCAGCCUGGUGGGAGCUGCCAGCAGCCCAGAGGAGCAGCCCAGCACGGGUGACCACUGUGCUCAUUAAUGUGGACCCAGCCCAGUGCCACCAGCCUACGCUGCCUCCCCUGAGCAUCUUGUGAGGAGGAGAGAAAAUUUAUAGCAGCAAUUAUUUUCUCACAGUCUGGUGAGCAAGCAAUUAGUAGGCAGGAGCAGACGAGCGCUCCUGCAGCAGGGUCCCAAGCCCUGUCCCCAAACAAUGCAGGCUCCCCCAGGGACAGCAAUGCCAGCAGUGGAGCUGCUGCUCCUGAGGCGCUCAGGAACGUGUUACCUGAUGGCUUGAGGAAUGAAGGGCUUGGCCCAGCCAGGAGAGGGCUCUUCACUCCCUGCUCCCUCACCAUGUCAAGGCUGGGGGCCCCAAGGGUUCCCCACCUGCCCACAGGCUCUGGCCCCUGCCCAGCCACAUCCACUGUAGCAGCCACAGCCCUGUGCCCCUGCAGCGCAACCAGUCAAAACCUGAGUCGC